Messenger RNA from Eupeodes corollae, 2845 nucleotides. RefSeq names its product ubiquitin carboxyl-terminal hydrolase 5 (gene Usp5). The coding region runs from base 185 to 2623 and encodes 812 amino acids. NCBI's taxonomy places the organism in Eukaryota, Metazoa, Arthropoda, Insecta, Diptera, Syrphidae. The transcript has 2 exons. Gene Ontology annotation, biological process: protein deubiquitination. Gene Ontology annotation, molecular function: cysteine-type deubiquitinase activity; zinc ion binding; protein binding. The record is from RefSeq and is a predicted model, not a curated record.
AUGACUUUUUGUUUUUCUUUGUAGCAGCACAAUCCGAAACCGAAAACCGAGAACUGAAAGAAAAAAGAAACCGCAAAACGAAAAAAUCUAAAACAAAAGUUAAUAAACUUACUUUAAUAGAAUAUUAAUUUUACUUCGUUUCUAGGCUCCAUUAUAAUAGUGUAAACAAGAAGAUAUCCUUACAAUGAUGGACGUUCUACAGAAGCAUUUGUCUAAAAUUCGCGUGCCCUGCGAAAACCAAAGUAUUUACAAGGAUGAGUGUAUGUUUUCAUAUGAUAACCCAGAAACCCCUACCGGUCUUUACGUUAACCUUACCACGUUCCUCAGUUUCGGUGAGGAAUUUAUUAAGCCGUACUUUAACAAAACGGGCAAUGGGGUGUUCUUGCAUAUUCGAAGAGAAAAAACAAGACUUCCCGAGAGCGAUGCGGAAAAAAUCGAUAUCUCCGCUGGGCCCGAGCGAAAGAUUACUCGCCUAGCAAUUGGGGUUGAAGGCGGUGCCGAUCUAAAGAGCCAGAAGUAUUCAUACAAGGACACAUAUCAGAUUGUUGUGGUCCCAGAGAUGACAAAGCUCCCCUAUCCAAAUGUUGAUUUGCCCCUAAUAGUCCAGCAGUCGGUGGAGGCGCUGCUCGUUGCGGAGUCGGCUAUAUCCAAACUGGAAAAGCAAACUAUGACUGGAACAUGGGACGGCGAGGUCCGUCAAGUGUCAAAAUACGCCCAUGAUCUGAAGCAACAGGAUAAUGGCAAAAAAAUUCCACCCACAGGCUGGAAAUGUGAAAAAUGUGAUCUCACCAACAAUCUCUGGUUGAACCUUACUGAUGGUUCCAUUCUGUGCGGACGUAAGUUUUUCGAUGGAUCGGGAGGAAAUGAUCACGCCGUUGAGUAUUACAAGCAAACAAGCUUUCCGCUUGCUGUUAAGCUGGGCACCAUCACUGCCGAUGGCAAAGCAGAUGUAUUCAGCUAUCCAGAAGACGAUAUGGUCAUCGAUCCAAACCUAAAUGAGCAUCUUAGCCAUUUUGGCAUAAACAUGACUGCCAUGCAAAAAAGCGAAAAGUCCAUGGUUGAACUGGAACUCGACAUUAAUCAACGCAUUGGCGAAUGGAGCCAACUUACUGAGAGCGAAAGCGAACUGACGCCCUUGGCUGGCCCUGGCCUGACGGGAAUGCGAAAUCUGGGAAAUUCCUGCUAUAUGAACAGUGUUAUGCAGGUUAUAUUUACCAUUCCAGAUUUUAUUAAACGCUUCGUGGACGGAGCAUCAAAGUAUUUCGAUGCUUUUCCCCAAGACCCGGCCAAUGACUUCAACAUCCAAACUGCCAAAUUGGGUACCGGUCUGUGGAGUGGCAAAUACAGUUCGAUUGCAGAGAACACUCUGGACACAGAAUCGACCGGUAUUUCUCCAGCGAUGUUUAAAAAUAUAAUCGGCAAGAAUCACCCAGAUUUCAGCACGAAGCAACAACAAGACGCAUGCGAAUUUUUCCUUUACUUUCUAAAUUUGUUGGAGCGCAACAGCCGAGGUGGUGGCCCUGGUCAAGCAAACCCCUCUGAUGCUUUAUUGUUCUGCCUUGAAGAUAGGUUCGAGUGCGGAGAGAGCAAAAAAGUAAAAUACACGAAACGUGAGGAAUUCUGCCUGCCGCUGAUUAUUCCACUGUCGGCAGCAACGAAUCAGGACGAAGUUCAAGAGUAUCAAGAGAAGCUAGCUUCGAGUGGAAAACCCAAUACCGGUGAAAACGUUGUCCGUCCGAAAAUAUCGCUUCAAGCGUGUCUGGAUAACUAUUUCCAAACCGAAAUAAUCGAACAGUUCUUCAGCUCGGCUAUAAAUGGGAUGACUACUGCUAAGAAGACCACACGAUUGGCUUCAAUGCCCGAUUAUAUGAUGCUACAUCUGAAGAAGUUCACCCUUCGUGAAGAUUGGGUUCCAAUCAAAUUGGACGUCUCUGUGGACAUGCCAGCAGAAUUGGAUCUAUCUGUUAUGCGUUCAAGUGGAUUGCAACCAAAUGAAGAAACCCUGCCAAACGAUGUAGAGAAAGUGCCCGAGGUCAAGUUCGACCAGGCAGUCAUGAGUGAGCUCCUAGUAAUGGGAUUCCCUGAAGAGGCUUGCAAGCGAGCUAUUUUCAAUACCAAAAAUGCAGGGUUAGAUGUUGCCACCCAAUGGAUAAUGGAGCACAUUUGUGAUGCCGAUUUUGCAGCACCAUUCACUGUGCCUGGUAUCAAUAAGACCAAGGCUUUCCAACCGAAUGAAGAAAGUCUUGCCAUGCUCAUGAGCAUGGGAUUCAAUGAAAAACAAGCCACUGCAGCAUUAAAAGCUACAGACAAUAAUAUUGAACGAGCAACUGAUUGGAUAUUUUCUCAUGCCGAUUCGUUAGACAGUUUGCCAAGCGGAAUGGAGGAAGAUGAUGCUUCCGCGGAUGCGGCUGCACCAGCUUCAAAGACGUAUCGUGAUGGCGACGGCAAAUACUCGCUGGUAGCUUUCAUUUCUCAUAUGGGCACUUCGUCACAAGUUGGACAUUAUGUUUGUCACAUCAAAAAGGACAACCAAUGGGUUAUUUUCAAUGACAGUAAAGUUGCAGUAUCACAGAAUCCGCCAAAGGAUCUGGGCUACUUGUAUCUAUACAAGCGUCAAAAUUAAUAUACGUACUAUUUUGGUUUAUACUUCGACUUGCCUAAAAACACUCAUUUAAUAGAUACAAAUGCGUGACACAGAAUUCGAAAAGUGAUGAGAAGUUAAUUUAAUAAAUUUUGCAUUUUAAUUUUAUUUCCAUUUUAUUAAAUUUGGCUUUUUUGUUUUGUUUCAAAACAAUUUAAAAAAAAACUUUUAAAAAAUAAAUCAGCAUUUAAAAUAGAAAACAAA